ACAUGACACAAUCGUGAGAUGUUGUCAUCAGAGGACGAUUUUUCGUCGUCAGAUUCCGGCAACAAAUUUGCUCUGGAAAUUGUAGGAAGUUAUUAAUUCAUCAAGUUUAUCAAACAAGCAGAUAUUCAUCGCUCACUAGGUACACAGUUUUCGAUCCGAUCAGCCUAGUGCUAAGGAGCAGUGAUGUCUUGGUUUUUCAGUCCGUCUAAGAGCAACCUUCCCCCCAUCACGCCCCUCCAAGAGCAACGAAGCAAACAAAUUGAAUCACUCCGAGCACUCAAUCCAAAUGUGGUGGAACUCAAGAGAGAUGUGGAUUACCGAGUUACAUUCAGCAUCGGCACUGGAACAACCAACAUUGCUCUUCAUAUAACCCUUCCCCCGCAGUUCCCCCAAGAGAAACCUCAAGUCAAGGUCUCCCCACCGUUAAGACAUCCUUGGGUGAAUAACACCUUAACCAUUGUUGGAUGUCCAGGUCUGAACAAUUUUGGCGUGCAGACAGAUUUGGGUCGCGUUAUUCAGAGCAUUAUUCAAGAGAUGAGAAACAAUCCACCAUUUGUUUUCACCGCAGAUCCGGUUCAGGCAAAUGCAGGCACGAUGUAUCAAUCAUAUGCCUCGCCCACCUCAUUAGCCUCGCCUACUCAGCUGCCGGUAGCUAAUCAGCAACCUGCUGGAGGGUAUAGACCCGCCCCCUCUGGGCUAGUGGGAGGAGGGAUCCUUCUUCAGGGGAAUCAGCCUCCAUCGACAUCGCUUAUCGCCACCCAACCGUCUCAUCUACCAGGUGCCAUGUCGUCAGGGGCUCACCAGAAGGCCGAGAUACGGAGUGUCAAUAAAAUCAACACCUUAGAAUACCUCGGCGUUGAACCACUGGUCGCACCAACAGGACUAGCGAAUACUGGUUUGGUACCAAGGACCUACAAGAUGCCCGCUGUCUCACCAAGUUUCCUCAAGGAGUAUUUGUCCUCGCUGAGUACGUCUCAGCUCAAGGAGAUUCUAGCGGAUGAAGAAGUCGAGCUCAAAGUCUUUUCUGAGUUACCUCAGGUCAAGAGGUUACUCACUGAUCGACAGGAGCUGUACGACGUUUGCGAACAUUUAGCUCACACGAGUCUGAGCUACCAGCCUGAGAUUGAGAAGAUGAAAGUCCAGCUGACUGAGAAGCUUCAGGAGAGAAAUGAUCUGAGGAAUCGAUUUGAUAUGAAUUGCCUCAACCAGCAGAGCAUCAGUGAGCAAUUUGAUCCAAGACAUAUACUGGACAAUCUGAAGGUAGCUGCAGCAGACGUUGAGCACGAAUCGGAGUCAAAGGCCGAGGCCUUCCUGGAAGGGAAACUAUCCCUGGAGGAAUUCUUACCAGAAUACAACGACUUAAGAAAGACGAUGCAUUUACGAAGAGCAAAGGAGGAAAAACUAGACAACAUGCUACGAGGUGGUGGGAUGAUAAAAUGAUCUUCUUGAAGCGACUUUUAUUGACUGUUAAAAGACAAUUAAUCAUGACCAAUUACUCUGUUUUUUUCUUGAGAGUCACUGUUUUGUAAAAGAAAACCGCAGUCAUGAAAUUUUGGC
Asterias rubens (European starfish) is the source of this 1557-nucleotide messenger RNA. Its product is annotated as vacuolar protein sorting-associated protein 37A-like. Lineage: Eukaryota; Metazoa; Echinodermata; Asteroidea; Forcipulatida; Asteriidae. Gene Ontology annotation, cellular component: ESCRT I complex. Gene Ontology annotation, biological process: protein targeting to vacuole; ubiquitin-dependent protein catabolic process via the multivesicular body sorting pathway; protein targeting to membrane. The record is from RefSeq and is a predicted model, not a curated record. Bases 184 to 1440 code for a protein of 418 amino acids. The transcript is spliced from 11 exons.